This is a messenger RNA of Contarinia nasturtii (swede midge), 2646 nucleotides long. RefSeq names its product cullin homolog 1-like. Gene Ontology annotation, cellular component: SCF ubiquitin ligase complex. Gene Ontology annotation, biological process: SCF-dependent proteasomal ubiquitin-dependent protein catabolic process; protein ubiquitination. The record is from RefSeq and is a predicted model, not a curated record. Bases 242 to 2515 code for a protein of 757 amino acids. Lineage: Eukaryota; Metazoa; Arthropoda; Insecta; Diptera; Cecidomyiidae. Gene Ontology annotation, molecular function: ubiquitin protein ligase binding. The transcript is spliced from 13 exons.
ACGAACAAUCACCAUACUGUGUUUAUUCAAACCAUUCGUUUUGUUGUUUUUUUUUUAAGUGUGUAUAGAAAAUUUAAAAAAAACAUCUAUAUGAACUUAUAAAAAUUUUCUAUACAAGUACUGAGUUCAGCCGAAAUUCCGCGAAAUUUGGCAUUAGUCAUACGUUGAGUUAAGAGAGCCCAUUUGAAACACAUCAGAAUCAUUUAUUGAAAUACAUUUAUAAUUUGUAAUUUGGUUUAAAAUGGCCGUACAAGAAAUGGAAAAUGAAGAUGCUCAAGCCAAAGAUGAAAAGAUGCUGCAAGCGUUUCGUGAAGGAUUGGAACAAAUUUACGAAGCUAGGAAGAUGACCCGCGAUGAGUAUAUGAAAUUUUACUCACUUAUUUAUGACUAUUGUGUGAAGGGAAAAGACAUGGUUUAUUGGGUGCCAGAAAGAGAUUUGAAUUGCUGCUAUAAGCGUUUGGUUCGUAAAAUUCAAGAAUAUUUGGACGUACACAUCUCUGGAAUUUCACAGAAAAUACCGGAUUCCGAUCAAGAUGAAACAGCAUUGAAUUACUACUGUGAGGUAUGGACCAAUUUCCGAUUAUCAAGUAGAUCCCUUAGUGGAUCGUCAACGUAUUUGGACAGGCAACAUCGUAAAAAAGACCAAGAUUGCCAAAGAGUCGAACAGAUUAUAUAUCAAACAUGGCGUGUUCAUCUUUUUGAACAUUUGAAUGAAAAGGUGUCAAAUGCUGCAUUGAGAAUGUUUGAACGAAACCGAACCGGCCAAUGGGUCAAUACGGAUGCAAUAAAAGCCGUCGUCGAAUCAUACAUCGAUCUCGGUUGUCUAGAAACUCCAGCUGAUUCCGAUGAUAUUACUGCACACUUAACGGUUUACAAACAAUUCGAAGAGCGUGUGUUAAAAGGAACCGAAACAUACUAUCAAAACGAAAGUGAAAUAUCCAUGGAAAAAUACUACCGAGAAGGGAAAUCGUUUGUUAAUUUUAUGCAACACAUCAUUAAAGUGAUUGAUAAUGAAAUAAAAGAGCGCGUUAGUUUAUUGCACAUUACAACUAAAGAGCCAAUUUUGAAGGUUUUAAGUGACACAUUAAUCACAAAGCAUAUAGAAAUAUUUGAUUUCGAAUUUCGGUUAAUGUUGCUCGGUGACAAACUAAAAGAUAUGGCAAUGAUAUAUUCGUUGGCAACUCAAUCGGAACAUGUACAAAAACGAUUGAGCUCAAUAUUUGAGGAGCACGUGAUGAAGGCCGGAUUCGAUAAACUCGAGACUUGUACCGAAGAAGCUGUUAAGGAUUCAAAUUUAUAUGUUCAGACAAUACUGUCGGUAUAUGAUAAAUAUUAUGAGCUACUAAAAGAUCAAUUUAAAAGUGAUGUUCUAUUCAAGACAUCACUUGAUAAGGCCUGCAAUAAAUUUGUGAAUAGCAAUUCUGUGAUUACAAAAAGUGGUGACCCAGGCCUUAGUCCAAAAUUGCUGGCCGAUUAUUGUAAUUCGUUGUUGAAAAAAUCAAGCAAAAAUCCCGAAGAAGCCGAACUCGAAAAUGCUCUCAAUAAGGUUAUGAUCGUAUUCAAAUAUAUCGAAGACAAAGAUGUGUUCCAAAAAUACUACAUAAAAAUGUUGGCAAAACGAUUGGUAUAUCACACAUCGGCAUCAGAUGAUGCUGAGGGGUCAAUGAUUUCAAAAUUGAAACAAGCCUGCGGCUAUGAAUACACAAUCAAAUUAACUCGAAUGUUCAAUGACAUUGGCCUAUCCAAAGAUCUUAAUGAGAAAUUCAAGGCGAGAACAAAAUGUUCCUACGAAAUGAGCGAUUUUACCAUUCAAGUGCUGUCAAGUGGCGCAUGGCCAUUCCAUCAAAGCCUUAAAUUUAAUUUACCAACUGAGCUAGAAAGAUCUGUUCAAAAUUUCAACCAGUUCUAUGCCGAGAUGCAUUCUGGUCGGAAACUAGUCUGGCUGUAUAACUUGUGCAAAGGUGAAAUUGUGACAAAUUGCUUCAAAAAUCGAUACACAUUACAGGUUAGUGCGUUCCAAAUGGCUGUGUUACUACAAUUUAACGAACAAACUAGUCUAACUGUUCAACAACUUGCUGAAAGUACCGGAAUCGCUAACGAAUACUUGAUUCAAAUUUUGCAAAUCUUUUUAAAAGUAAAAUUGUUUGUGUGCUCAGAUAAUGAAAACAGCUUGAACGAUAAAUCAGUAAUUGAACUAUUUACGGCCUAUAAAAACAAAAAAUUGCGUAUCAACUUAAACAUACCGUUAAAAGUCGAAGUGAAGGCCGAACAGGAAGCCACAAACAAGCAUAUUGAAGAGGAUCGUAGCCUUCUGAUACAGGCGGCCAUUGUACGUAUUAUGAAAAUGCGUAAAACUCUCAAUCAUCAAAACUUGGUUAGUGAGGUACUCGAACAACUUGCGUUACGAUUUAAGCCUAAAAUUCCGGUCAUCAAGAAAUGUAUCGAUAUUCUCAUCGAAAAGGAGUAUUUGGAACGACAGGAGAACCAUAAAGAUGUUUACAAUUAUUUGGCUUAAUUUCAUAGAACAACUUUUACAAGUUAUUUAUUUGUUGAGAAACAUAAUACCUCAAUUCUAGACAUUAAGCACAAUUUUUGUAUGAAACAUUUUGAGUGAAUAUAGAUAAUAUAAAAUCGUUUUACAACCAA